ACUCGCCCCCUCCCCUUCUACCUUUAAAGUCCAUGGUUAAGUUUGUUGGCCAUUAUCCUUGUUAUCAGUUUUACCUUGAGAAGCAAAAUCUGCAGCCAUGGGUCAUUAUUGUCUUUGUCUUUUUAUUGGACUUCUGGCGGUUGCAUUCCUCCAGUCUGGUGUACUGGCAAACAAUGCCAAUAUGCCAGGCGAAUGCUGUUUUGAUUAUUAUCCAAGAAAAAUCCCCAUCACUAAAGUUAAUUCCUACAUAGUGACGAGACCGGAAUGCACUAAGCCUGGAGUCAUUCUUGUCACACAGAAGGGUUUUCGUAUCUGUGUGAACACUGGGCUGAGCUGGGUGAAGAAUGCCCUUAAAAAAAUCGACGAUCGUAACUUUUAGUGUUGCAGUUGUGGCAAUGUUCUGCGUACUCUUAACCCAAGAAUUAACUCUGUAACCUGCUUUCUAUGUUCUGUCAUUUCUUUCAUUAUUAUCAUGUGGCAUCAUGAAAAAAAUGUUCUACCUUGCUACUGUUAUGUUACUUUUACUGGAGAGCAAUAUAUGUAAAAAGACAACUUUUGUCAUUUGAUUUAUGAUUGUUCAAAAUUUUAACAUUUAAUUAAAGAAAUUUGCAUUAACAAUUAA
Messenger RNA from Pimephales promelas (fathead minnow), 622 nucleotides. RefSeq names its product chemokine (C-C motif) ligand 36, duplicate 1 (gene ccl36.1). Lineage: Eukaryota; Metazoa; Chordata; Actinopteri; Cypriniformes; Leuciscidae. Gene Ontology annotation, molecular function: chemokine activity. Gene Ontology annotation, biological process: immune response. The record is from RefSeq and is a predicted model, not a curated record. Gene Ontology annotation, cellular component: extracellular region.